Heterobilharzia americana is the source of this 2052-nucleotide messenger RNA. NCBI's taxonomy places the organism in Eukaryota, Metazoa, Platyhelminthes, Trematoda, Strigeidida, Schistosomatidae. The record is from the annotation of a GenBank genome assembly.
AUGUCGAACCAGACGGCAACCCACAACUCAGGCUUAGAGUUUUGUGCGUACCCUACCAGGGUACAGGAUAGCCAUACAUCAUGUAAAAUAAACCAUUCUGCUGAAAUUAUACCCUGUAUAUCUCAGCUGUAUCGAAAUGAGACAUUCAGUGAUGUCACUCUUGUUGUUCAAAAUACUCAUUUUCCUGCUCAUAGAGCUAUUUUAGCAGCUCGAUGCGAUUACUUCAGGGCUUUGUUCUACGGGGGAAUGGCUGAAUCUUGCUCAAAUGUUGUGCAUCUGAACGAUAUCAAUCUGAUGGCUUUCAAAAGCAUCCUACGCUACAUAUAUACCGGCCAAAUAAAGCUGUCCAAAACGAAGCUCACUCUUGCCAUCUUGGGCCUCGCUCACCAGUAUAAUUUUCACAGUCUAGAAAAUGCAUUGUCUACUUAUUUAGUGCAUUCACUUUGUCUGAAGAAUGUCUGGAGUAUCUACGACUUGGCUAUAAUGUAUGAUUUGGAUGACCUUGUUGCAGCUUGUUUGCGGUUUUUGGACUGUCUUGCUCCUGCUCCUCUAAGUGACCCACGCUUUCUGAGGCUAUCACAGACAUCCGUCGAACGUCUGCUAUCACGUGAUAGUUUUUGUGCAUCUGAAAUUGAAAUAUUUCGUGCUGUAUGCGCAUGGCUAAAGAGUUCUAAAGAAGUUGAAAGUGAGACGAAAAAGCCACAUUUAAUGAGUACUCCUGAGUCAAAUAUUGACGACAAAUUAAGAGGAGAAUCAUCAAGUGAAAAUAAAGAGGGAAGCGUCAGUUUGUUCAUACAGCCGAAAAAAUCAUCGUCUUUUGAAGACUUUGACAGUGAGAAACAAUCAUUGGCAGUAGAUGGUACAGACGAAUCUCGUGCUCAUCAAAUGAUGCGUAAAUGUGUUCGUUUUGAACUGAUGUCCCUCACCCAAUUACUAACUGAAGUGCGUUCAUCAAAGCUUGUUACCUCAGAAGAAUUAUUAGACGCAAUCAAUCAACAGACUAACUGUCCUACUGAAAUGCCUCAUCGUGGUUGGUUUUUUCCAGGUAUAAACUUAGCAUCACGUCGUUUUGGCUGUACUCUAGUCUCAGGUGCAAGUGGAACUUAUCCAUAUUUCUUUGUUGAGAAUCCACUGGAAGAAUCCAACAAUGCUAAGUUGAACAUUGAAUCUCUGAUUUCAAGUGAACCUAGUUUCUGUGAUUCUGGGAGGAAUGAAGAUCGGAGGAUAUAUCAACAACUGAAUGAUAAUGAUAUACCUGUAACAGCUAUGGACAUGACUUCUGAUGAAGCAGGUCGAUCAUCCAAUCACCCUCAUUGUACUAACUUACCUCGAAAUAACCACCGAUGGUCUAACAAUCAACAAGUUCACCAUAAUAUUCGUAAUUUAGCUCCAUAUGGAACUGGUAUUGUGAAUGCAUCAACAAACUCAAUAGCAGCAACAUCCAGCACUGCUAAUGCUGUGAAUAGUAAAUCAGCUCGUUGGAUACAACCAUCUUCCAGAAGGCGUGUUAAUCAACAUAGACCACCACCACCACAUUCAGAACACGAUGUUGUACGCCACUCCUUAGAUGAUGCUAAUGCCAGCAUAAUUAUUCGCUUAGGAAAACCUAGCAUUGUGAAUACCAUUCGUAUGCAGUUAUGGGAUCGAGACUUACGUUCAUAUUCUUAUUCUGUUGAUGUUUCAUUGGAUCGAUCCACUUGGCAUCGUAUUGUGGAUUAUCGGAAUUAUAUGUGUCGUUCAUGGCAAACAUUACAUUUUCCUUCACGUGUUAUCCAUUUCAUUCGCAUCACAGGGACAAGGAAUACAUUUAAUCGUACUUUUCAUAUAAUUACAUUUCGGUGCCUUUAUAGUGAGAAUGUAUUUCAACAAAUAGAUUGUUUUAUGGUUCCGAACUACAACGUUGCGAAUAUUGAUCAUGGUGCUAUAGUACUGGAAGGUGUUAGUCGCAACAGAGAUGCACUAAUUGAUGGCAAUAUUCGCAUGUAUGAUUGGAAUUCAGUUCAGUUAGCUCAACCAUUCUUAUUACGUUCAAUGCGCCUUCUCCAACCAUAG